CCUUUUUUUUGUUCUUUGCGAUGAGUUCCUCUUCUGCUUCUUCUUCUUCUUCUUCCUUUUCCGCUGCUGCCCCCGCAGUUUCCGCGGCCGAGGUCGAUCCGUUUGCCGCAGCCGCCGCGUCAUUCGACAGCGCCAUGGUCGAUGUGCUUGUCGUCGACUCUGCAGCCUUCAUCAAGGGCGCGCCGCUCGAGCGAAUGGGCCGCGAAAUCUACACGCUCCAUGAGGUUGUCUCCGAGCUCCGCGACGAGCGCACUCGCGAGCGCCUGCAACUCCCACAGCUGUACACCCUCAAGUACCGCGACCCUUCAGACGAGGCCAUUGCUGCAGUGACUUCAUUCGCAAGCAAGACCGGUGAUAUUCGAUCAUUGUCGCAAGUCGAUCUCAAGGUCAUGGCACUGACCUGGAUGUUUGAAAAGGAGCGCAAGGGCGGUGUUGGACACUUGCGAUCAGAGCCGACUCGCGACGUUCGCAUCACUAGCCGCCCGGGACCAAUUGUUGCGGCACAUGCCGAGCACUCGGGUUUUUACUUUCCCAAGAAGGCCGGGGCAGCAGCGUCUGCACCAGCUACCACUUCCACUUCCACAGACACGGCCGUGGAAGCAACUCCUGCAACUUCUGCUGCCGCUGCCGAGUCCGCACCGUGCGAACCCACCUCGGCUAGUGCACCAACGGAAACCCCCGUCGAGAGCUCAGAAGAUGCCGCGGACGCUACGACAAGCAAAGAUGCCAGCUCAGCAUCUUCCGCAGAGACUGCCGCCAGCAACCCAGAGAAUGCCGAAGAGGAUGACGAUGAAGACGACGAUGCGGGCUGGAUUACUCCGGACAACAUCCACCUCGCCAACAAGGCGUGGAACAGCACUGGCGCAGCCACCGCCACGCCCGAGCAAGUCCAAGUGGGCUGUGUCACGACAGAUUUCGCCAUGCAGAACGUUCUGAUUCAGAUGGGCCUCAAGGUCAUCUCGCUUGACGGCAUGUUGAUUCGCCGCACCAAGCAGUUUGUUCUCAAGUGCCAUGCGUGCUUCCGCACAACGGACAACAUGAUGAAAGAGUUUUGCCCCUCCUGCGGCAAUCCCACCUUGCGCAAGAUUUCCAUUAGCGUGAAUGAUCAGGGAGUUAUUACUCACCAUGAGUCUCCUCGUGGGCAAAAGGGUAUCACUCGUGGCACUAUUUACUCGAUUCCUCUGCCAAAAGGUGGCCGGGAAAACAAAGACCUGAUUUUGCGAGAGGACCAGAAAGAGCGCAUUGCACGAAUGGGCUACAGCAACCACCAGACAAAGCUCGACAAGGCUGCCACCGCUCAAGACUUUAUUGCUACAGCUUCGCCCUUUGCUUUCAUCGAUGUGCAGGCACGAUCGGCACCAGGUGCUCAGUUCGGCUACGGCAAGCGCAACCCGAACGUCGCCAAGUCCAAGACUGGCAAGCGCAAGAAGGCCGCCAACACUCGAUAAACCCCUUGUCGAUGCGGGGGGGGGGGUUAGUUGAAUUUAUUUGUUGUGUGUUUGCGCGUGUACAACCUGGUCAUGGUAUUCCAAGCAUUGAAUAUUUUCUCACACUUUCGACGGACACGAGAUUUCAACGAGAUUUCAUCGUGCUCUAU
Molecule: messenger RNA, 1597 nt
Organism: Capsaspora owczarzaki ATCC 30864
Lineage: Eukaryota; Filasterea; Ministeriida; Capsasporidae
Product: ribosome biogenesis protein Nob1
Exons: 4
Coding region: 21-1448 (475 amino acids)
Biological process (GO): ribosomal small subunit biogenesis; maturation of SSU-rRNA
Cellular component (GO): preribosome, small subunit precursor
Molecular function (GO): RNA endonuclease activity
Source: RefSeq, a predicted model, not a curated record